Molecule: messenger RNA, 2052 nt
Organism: Eremothecium sinecaudum
Lineage: Eukaryota; Fungi; Ascomycota; Saccharomycetes; Saccharomycetales; Saccharomycetaceae
Gene: CDC27
Product: anaphase promoting complex subunit CDC27
Exons: 1
Coding region: 1-2052 (683 amino acids)
Biological process (GO): cell division
Molecular function (GO): protein binding
Source: RefSeq, a predicted model, not a curated record
AUGUCAGCUGUUCUGCAGGAGACAAUCUCACAACUAAAGCAUUUGGUCAUAACCCAUAUUCAGCAGUUGAAUUAUGAUUCUGCGGAGUUCUUUUCCGAGUUGUUGUAUGCAGACUGCUCCUGCAUUAACAACGACAACAGCACGGGAGGGAGCGGCUCAGAAGAGAGCCAGAACCGGUUAGACUCGAUGUAUUAUUAUGCUUUGGCUUUGUAUUUACAGGGGGACUACCAUUCUGCUAUUCAUGUGAUAAAAGAUUCACUAAGAUCUCAUCUAGGUUGUGCUUACAUCUACGCGAGAUGCUGCUUGAAACUUGGAAACCAUUACCAAGAGGCUAUUCAAUCGUUACUCAUGUUGCAGGAUUAUUGGCAGAAUGGCGUUGUUAACAAUACCGAGCUUUACAUGUAUCCUGACAAAGCAACGAUACUUUCUGUUUUAGGGCAACUAUCGUUAAAGUCACACCAAGAUAAAGAAUCUGUAAAUUUCCUCUCACAAUCGCUAUCGACCAACAGCUACCAAUUGGAACCACUUUCCAUUUUAUUUGAAAUCAGGGCAGAUCUUCAAACUGUCAAGUUGUUCAAGCCUGUUAAGAAGUCCUGGAAAUCUAAGCACUUGAGGACUUCAAACAUCAUAUCUAAACCUCAAACUCCGUUUAAAAUACCGUCGCGCUUGACCACUUCCACUGUUGCAGCGGCUCCUAACCCUUUACUCUCGACCUCCAAUGUGAUAGUUUCUACAUCGCCAUCUAUGAUGAGACGUUCCAAGUUUUUGAAUUCAAGUGGUAAUUCUCACAACCCUACUUCGAAUAAUAACAACAGCAACGCGAAUAACAGUAAUAUUAAUAAUUCUUUGACGACAACAGCUAGUUCUACUGCUACUGCUAAUAAUAAUAAUAAUAAUAACGUCCAACAGUCUACCCCCCCUUCAAAAUUACUGAGUAUUGAUAAUAAUAACACUGCUAGUGCUACUCACCCUAACACUAACACAAAUACUAACAAUAAAGCAACCCCUGAAAACAAAACUUUCACAUCACAAGUUCAAAUUCUUUCACACAAUCAGCAAGUGCAUAAACCUUUAGACCAAUUGAUGUACUGGAUGAUGAAAGCUUACAAAUCCUAUUAUAGAUACGAUUCCUAUAGGGCUAUUAGAUUAUUGAACGAACAGAUUCCGAUACAUAUUUUGCAAUCGAUGCCUUGGUGUUUAUCAUUGUUGUCUCGCUUACACUUUGAAAUUCAAAAUCAUGACAUGGCUCUUUCGUAUUUUAAUAAGUUACGUCGUUUGCAACCUACUAGGUUAAAAGACAUGGACAUUUAUUCUACCCUUUUAUGGCAUUUGCAUGACAAGAUCCGUUUAGCUAACUUAUGCCAUGAGCUAAUGGCACAGGAUGACAAGCACGCUAUAACGUGGUGUUGUUUAGGAAAUUUAUUUUCCUUGAAUAGAGAUCAUGAUGAAGCGAUUAAGGCAUUGAAGAAGGCUACAAGUCUAAAUCCCCAGUUUGCAUAUGCAUAUACUUUGCAAGGUCAUGAGUAUUCCAAUAAUGACGCUUUCGACAACGCAAAAAUGUGUUACCGAAAGGCAUUGGCAAUCAAUCCAAACCAUUACAAUGCCCAUUAUGGUUUAGGUAUGUCGUGUAUUAAGUUGGGCCAAUAUGAUGAGGCUUUACUCCAUUUUGAAAAGGCUCGUUCAAUUAACCCUGUAAAUGUGAUACUGAACUGUUGUUGUGGCGUUGCCCUUGAAAGGUUAGGUCGCCGUGAAAAAGCUCUUGACUUUUACCAAUUAGCAUGUGAAUUACAACCAAACUCGUCAUUAGCAUUAUUUAAGAAAUCUCAACUUUUAUUCAACUUGGGUCAAUAUAGUAAUGCACUACAAAAUUUUGAGAAACUAGAGAAGUUGACCCCCAACGAGGCACCAGUUCACUUCUUAUUAGGACAAUUGUAUCAAAUAGUUGGAAGAAAGAAGGAUGCAAUAACACAAUUCACAAUUGCUAUGAAUUUGGAUCCAAAGGGUAUCCAAUUAAUUAAGGAGGCAUUAGAAAAAUGUCAUGAGCAAGGAUGA